AUGGGCGCGGUCAAGUCCUCCAAAACACUCGCCGCGCGCAGGACCAAAACCGCCCCCACCCCCAUCCCCGCGGCGAGCGGACGGAACGCAAACAACAGCCACUGGCCGCGCGCCGCGUACGACGUCCUCGGCGACUUCUUCGAGCACACGACUGCGUACCCCUCGCGCGCGCAAAAGGCCACGCUCGCGCGGACCGUCGCGCGGUUGCCGGGGUGCUCUGGCUUCGGCGUCGCGCACGCGCAGAAGUAUUUCAAACACAAGCGGAAGGACGCGCACCGGCGUGAGGCGCGGGGCCCAGGGGUGCCGCGGCGGAGACGACAGACGCGGGUGGUUGUGGAGGAGGAGGAAGGAGAGGAAGAAGAGGAGAGGGGUGCAGAGGAAGAGGAGCUGGGGGAUGAUGUGGAGAUGGAGAUGGACGCGUUCGAGUCAGAGCUGUCUUCCUUGACCAGCGACGACGACACCCUCAGUGAGCCUGACGGCGAGGGCGAGGGGCGCGACAGCGACCAGAGCGCGUACGAAGGUUCGACAGGGCCGUCUGGGAGCUCUUCUAGUACGUCGUCGUCGUCCGUCGCCUUCAAUUUCUCGCCCUGCCCCGUGAGGCUCGCGCUCGCCAUCGCCGAGGAGGACGAGCACGAAGCCCGCUGGCUCUCCGCCGCUCCGCCACGUACGUUCCACGAGUUUGGGGCGUGGAUCCAGCGCGAGUACGGCGAGCUCAACGCGGCGGUGCUAAAAAUGUUGACCUGA
Messenger RNA from Epithele typhae, 744 nucleotides. RefSeq lists its product as uncharacterized. The record is from RefSeq and is a predicted model, not a curated record. NCBI's taxonomy places the organism in Eukaryota, Fungi, Basidiomycota, Agaricomycetes, Polyporales, Epitheliaceae. The transcript has 2 exons. Bases 1 to 744 code for a protein of 247 amino acids.